Messenger RNA from Diaporthe batatas, 915 nucleotides. RefSeq lists its product as uncharacterized. The transcript has 5 exons. The coding region runs from base 1 to 915 and encodes 304 amino acids. The record is from RefSeq and is a predicted model, not a curated record. NCBI's taxonomy places the organism in Eukaryota, Fungi, Ascomycota, Sordariomycetes, Diaporthales, Diaporthaceae.
AUGCCCACCGCCCUCGCCGUCGCCCAGGGCGUAUUUGCCCCUAUCUCGGUGGACCACACUGCUUUUGCCCCAUUUACAGUUCCUAUGGGCGUCCCACUGACCAGGAAGAAGAGUAGAGUCCACUUUUGGGAUUCAUACUUCAAGAUCUAUACUGGCCUGGACCACGGAGACAAUGGUAUAGGUGAUUCUGGCGGCGAUCUCCCCGACAUCCAGAUGUUCGACUAUUAUGGCCAAUGGCUCGGAGGGCAUGCAGACCCAGCACUAGGACAUGUAUCGGCGACAAGGAAUGGAUGGGCUCAUGGUACUCCAAACUGCCUCUGGAUCGACAGAGACGGUGGCCAGCCUGCGACAGCAUUUCAAGUGAAUUGGCCGGAAUUGCUCCCAACCAAGAAUGAUAGUCGCAUCGGGAAAAGUGUCAACAGCACUGGCAUUUGCCAGACGCCUGCUUUCCACAUCCACCAACGUCACGAUCCCACUACAAUCAACUAUAACAAACCGGAAGUCGACUCCCACGGCAGGCCUAAGAAGAAGCCAACAACGGCGUCUGAUCCUGGUCACGCGAGAUCGCGACGCGCGGCCGCCGCCGCGGCAGCCGCCAGCCUUCGUUUCCAGCGGAAGUACAGUAACAUGCUGGUGAUUAACGACCUCGAUGAGCAUCGAGCCCAUGACCUCUGCGGGUCUACUUCCUCUGCCGGGCCAAACUUCUUGAAUCCGAAGGACGGCUUUUUCUGUGAGAUGCAGACAAAGACUGUUUACCCAGUGUGUACUGCACAGAACCACACCAGUGCCUGCUUCGACACAGAACAGGGGCAGCUCGGUAAGAUGUCCACCAGAGUCUUUGCUUUGAACUUUCAAUUUCCCGACGGAAAACUUCCGAUCUCCACCGCCGCAACAACACGAACUUCCUCUUGCUAA